Molecule: messenger RNA, 2245 nt
Organism: Stegodyphus dumicola
Lineage: Eukaryota; Metazoa; Arthropoda; Arachnida; Araneae; Eresidae
Product: lysosomal alpha-glucosidase-like
Biological process (GO): carbohydrate metabolic process
Molecular function (GO): carbohydrate binding; alpha-1,4-glucosidase activity
Source: RefSeq, a predicted model, not a curated record
GUUUGCUGAUAAAGCAAAGAAAAGAUUUGAAGUGCCUAUAGAAGUCCCUUUACCUCCUGCACAAUCACCAGACAAUGUUGAUUAUUCUAUUGAUUUUGUAAAUGAUCUCCAAUUUGGUAUUAUGGUUAAAAGAAACAAUACAGGAAAAGUUAUAUUUGACACAAAUAUUCCAGGAAUGAUAUUUUCAGAGCAAUAUAACCAAAUUUCUACAAGAUUAGCAUCUCCGUAUUUGUAUGGCUUUGGUGAACAUACUACUGCUGAAUAUAAACAUGAUAUUAACUGGAAAAAAUUAAGCUUUUUUGCAAGAGAUAUUACAAUAGAUCAUGAUUCAAAUCUUUAUGGGGUUCAUCCAUUUUAUAUGAAUGUAGAGGAAGAUGGAAAUGUGCAUGGUGUUUUUCUCUUGAAUAGCAAUGCAAUGGAAGUAAUAUUACAACCAAGCCCAGCUCUUACAUUUCGUACAAUUGGAGGAAUACUAGACUUUUAUAUUUUUCUUGGGCCAUCCCCUGAAGAUGUAGUGAAGCAGUAUCUUGAGGUUAUAGGACUGCCAGUUAUGCCACCUUAUUGGGCUUUAGGGUUUCAAAUUUCACGAUGGGGUUAUUCAACAGUUGAAGAUAUCAAAGCUGUUAUGGAUCGCACAAUAAAAGCUAAUGUGCCUUAUGAUGUCCAAUAUCUGGAUAUUGAUUACAUGGAUAACUUUAAAGAUUUCACUUAUGAUUAUGAUCACUAUCGAAAUCUGCCAUCUUUCAUAGAUGAGAUUCAUGAUAAAGGAAGAAAAGUUAUAAUCAUAUUAGAUCCAGCAAUAGCUAGUAAUAAAACUUUGAAAUCGAACUAUCCAGCUUUAGAUGUUGGCAUCAAUAGAGAUAUCUUUGUCAAAAUAAAUGAUACAUAUAUAGAGGGAAAACUUUGGGCUGGCAAAUCAUAUUUUCCUGAUUUUUCCCAUCCUCAAGUCCGACCUUAUUGGACUCAGAUGUGUGCAGAGUUCCGAAAAGCUGUUCGAUUUGAUGGCUUAUGGCUAGAUAUGAAUGAACCAUCGAAUUUUGUUGAUGGAUCUCUCAAUGGAUGUGGAAAAAAUUCUUUAAACUAUCCUCCAUAUAGUGCAGGUGUUUUAGGUUCAAAACGAGAUGGCAAAAUAUUUGAAAAGACAAUUUGUAUGGAUUCCAUCCAUUAUGCAGGAAAACACUAUGACAUUCAUAAUUUAUAUGGCUAUUUUCAAACUAAUGUAACUUUUAGAACUCUUGCAAUUAUUAUGCCAGGAACCCGACCUAUGGUUCUUAGCCGUUCAACCUUCCCUGGUUCUGGCCGCUUUACUUCUCACUUCUUAGGAGAUAAUUUAAGCACAUGGGAACAGUUACAGGCCUCCAUACCAGGAAUUCUAAAGUUCAAUUUAUUUGGAAUCCCAUUUGUGGGUGCUGAUAUCUGUGGAUUUGCUGGAAAUGCGACUGAGGAACUUUGUAUGCGAUGGAUGCAGAUAGGAGCAUUUUAUCCUUUCAGUCGCAAUCAUAAUUCUAUUGAUUCAAAAGACCAAGACCCUGCAAGUUUUGGUAAAGAAUUUGUUGAAAUAGUAAAUCGAGCCCUUUACACUAGGUACGAGCUUCUGCCAUAUUUGUAUACAUUGUUUCAUUUUGCUCAUACUGAAGGAUCAACUGUUGCUAGACCUUUAUUGCAUGAAUUUCCGUAUGAUCAGGAGACAUGGGAUAUCAGCUAUCAAUUUUUAUGGGGGCCUGCUCUUCUUAUUUCUCCUAUUCUAGAAGAGGGAGCAUCAACUGUCAAAGCUUAUUUUCCAAGCGGAAUUUGGUAUGACUUUUAUAAGGGAGAAAUAGCAAAAGAAGGCAGUGGAUUGUUUAUGACUUUGAUGGAUGAAGGAUACAUUAAUUUACAUGUCAGGGGAGGCUACAUUUUACCUCUACAAAAGCCUAAUGUCACUACGAGCUUGAGUCGCAAACAAGCUAUGGGACUUUUCAUUGCGCCUGAUGAAUCUGGAACUGCUAAAGGACACUUAUUUUGGGAUGAUGGCUAUUCCUAUGAAACACAAGAACAUAAAACAUAUCUUCAGUUGGAAUUAAAAUACGAAAAAAAUGGGAAAAACUCAAUACUUUUCUCCAACAUUUUGAUCAGUAAUUAUCCUGAUGCUUCUAAAGUGAAUUUUGAAUAUGCAAUAUUCUGUAACCAUCAUCAGCCGUCAAAGAUUUUUCUAAAUAAUGAAGAACUAGAUCAGAAACUAUGGAAGUACAACAAUCAAUUAGCA